Molecule: messenger RNA, 395 nt
Organism: Priapulus caudatus
Lineage: Eukaryota; Metazoa; Priapulida; Priapulimorpha; Priapulimorphida; Priapulidae
Exons: 4
Coding region: 1-324 (107 amino acids)
Source: RefSeq, a predicted model, not a curated record
AUGGGGACAGGGAGCAGGGAGUUAAUUUCUGCUCAUAGUCCGCCGGUUAUGUGCGAACUGCAGCCCCAGGAAUGUCACUCGUGGCGCAAGUUGAAAUCUAGGAGGCUGUCACUGUCCAGACUGAGGCAUGCUGCAACUAGUGCAAGAACUAGACCCACUGCAGACACCACUGCCCAUACCAGUGACGUCCAAGAGUCUCAGCCGAGCACAUCUGAAAGGCCUGGAACUGACCUAGAGGAGGAGCAAUGGCCUAGAGAUCCCAUGAAUGACACGGUGGAGAUAAAUGUAACUUGGCUCAAUUGUGCCCGAGAAGAGGUUUAUUAGUUCCUUUAGAGUUUCCAUAAACUGCUUGCAAUGGAUUUCACCUAUAUUGCAUAUGCAUGAUCUCGCAUAGC